AUGCUUACGCCAACUAUUGCCGUAAAAACUAGCUUUCUCUAUGCCGCCGGGAAUACACCAGCGACCAGCCUGACCAGAUCAGUACCACAAGGCCAAGACGUAACUGUUCUGUCGCUUGGCUGUGGUGAUCUGCGCAACAUUCUUUACACAACAUACCUUGAGAAAGGCUUGCGUGAGUACCAGUCAACCUUUCCUCACCACUUGAAGCUAAUCAGAUCAGCUCAGAGAAAAAUUGAUUUCACUUGUUGCGAUGUCGUCGAAAAGAUUGUUGCUCGCAAUGCUUUCUUCUUGAUCUUCCUGCUUGAUGAGGAUUGCAAGCUGAGUGAUGAACAGCUUUGGAAUGUCUACUACCACUUUUUCGUGGACGAAGAGACUGCGAACAUUGUAUCAGAUACUGCUACUAAGCUGCUAAGCGUCUCCAAAUCCCUUGAUGAAUGGAACAGCAGUAUAUGGGGGAAAUCUAUCCGAUUCUGCGAUGCUGAUACUCUAUCAGAUGUCCGUCGUGUUUGGAUGUCAAUCAAAGCUGUGGCAUCGAAGUGUCAAUCCGAUAGCUAUAUGGAGACAUUUCAGCAGAACAUCCAACCAUCUAAGGACAUCCACGAACAAAAGCUUGGUGAAGGGCGCACCAACUUGUCAGCUAUGCGUUCCGCAGCGCCACUUUCAAUACAAGCAGGAACAAAACUCGGGGAUAUAUCCGCUCAAUAUUGGAAAAAUGGUACAGUCACACCUCGCCAAGCCAAAGACAAGCUGCCAAACCCGCUCCUUGCAAGUCUUCUCUCCGAGAACGACAUUCUGCACUACGCUAGUGAUCCAGUCUUGGGCUUUCAUCUGGCCACGGCCUAUGCUGCUCUUCUCGAAGGCUCUCCACUUGAGCCGAAGAUCAGAGGAAAAGAAUUUGUAGCCUCAGCUGCUGCUAAGACCCAGUUCAAUGAAUGGAUCUCUGCUUUCAAGUCGUUGCAGAGCAAUAUUGUCAUUCGCUUCGCCGUUGCGGAUGCCUUGACACUCUGUCACAGUUUCCAGGCGGCGCAUACAACAGCAAAACCAGCCAAUCUAUACCGGCGAACCUGGGACCCACGCCCAUUGGUCUUGGAUCCAAAGGACUAUGGAAAGGGUGGUUCAGGGCCAUCGGCGUUCGAUAUGAUCGAUACCUCAAACCUUUGCGACCACAUUGGAGCCCUCAACAUCCUCUUCGCAGCAGGGCCUCUUCUCAAAGACGAGCCGUGGGCGUCGCUUUUCACAGAAUUGCUGAUCAGGUCUGAGGGUGAUCAGAAGAAUGCUCUAGACAAGAUUCUCUCUGGACAUGCGCCGACCAUCUCACUUCUGCUUGGUUUCAGUCCUGUGCAGUACUGGACCAAUGCCAAGGUUGAGUCUCAUGUUGACGAGAUUUUCCUUGGACUCAUGAACGAAGCAAAAGGAGAAACGCAAACCCGAAACCGACUGGCUUGGAAGCGAGACAACCAGUUUUCGGGCCAGGCCCGCCACGGGAAGCUGCAUAUCGACUCAAAGCAGCUUAUCAAAUUGCUCUCGCCACUCUAUGACUACAUGUUUGAGGCUGAGAACAUAUCACAGUCAAAUGUGGGACAGAGGUCAAACACGUAUGGUCACUUUAUCCGUACAAGCUUCGCUACCAUGCUCAAGGUUGUCAUGGCCCGGGUUGCAACAGACUGGCCAUCCAUGUGCUCAGCUCUCAUUGACUCCAUUGCUCAAGACCAUCGCUUUUUGCUGGCUAGCAAUGGCAUGCAAGACCUGUGCCUUCAGCUUCACCUUCUUGGUGUAAACACAGAACCAUGGAUUAUCCAGGAGAGCAGAAGCCUUCCCCAAAAUGGAGGUUUCAAUCGCUGGAAAUCCCUUCCACCAGCAGUCGCUGUCACGGUAGUUGUACCUAGACCGGCCAUUGCUCGAUUGUAUAAACAUCAAAAUAACCCUCUUGGGCUUGCAUCACCGCCACUUGUUGGAUCGGUGAGAUCCAGUCAUAACGCUACCGAAGGAUGGCAAAAUAUAUUUGGAGAUAUCCAAAUUUCCUUUGGUAAUGUUAAAACCAAGAAGAUGUCUGAUGAGGACGAGUUUCAAGUGGUUAUUGAAAGAGAUCGGGAUGGAUGGGCCGGAGAUUCUCCUCUCGUUGCAUCUUUCUAUGUGCCCACUUCAACGCUGCAGAGCGAGCCCAACUCAGCAUUGGUGGGACUUUGUGUUCCACCUACGGGGCAGAACUCCUUGAUUUAUGGUCCCAUUCUGGGAAUGACCAUGACUGUCUUUGAAACGCGCACUGAUGACAAGGCGAGCGUAUUCGUGACAAAGCAUUUACCCGGGCACGAUGGUUAUCCUGCUGUAUGUAGUGCUGUGAAGUCUCUCGAGAAUGCGGUAAACCAGGGCCUGGAUGACAAGACCACCAAGAUUCUGCUCGAGAUAUCACCUUCUGAGUCUGUCAUCUCUACCGUUACUGGACACUUGGACAUUACUUCGAAGAAAGGCAAGGGGUUGCUGAAGGAUAAGGUCCCGAUCGAGUUUCGUCAGAAGAGCCCCUUCGUCAUUGAUAUUGUUUUCGGCAAGCAUGAUCUUAUUUGCCCUCUCAACUUUCCGGUGCCUGUCAUCAAGGAUGGAAUGAAAUCUCGAGUUGCUCGAACGACAGGCUACAUCGAAUUGAUAGCGCCACUGGCACAACCUGGGUCUUCUCCUAUACUGCUGGAUUUUGCAUACCCUUCAGCAAUCUCUUCGUCUGGCGUCCCGACUUGUCUCAACAUGCCGCACCUGAACCUCAACAACCUUCCUGUCAUUGAUUUGGAAAACAAGGACCGAAACCGAUGGAUGACAACAUUGACAUCAAUGCAAUUUUCAGCCCGAGAAAAACACCUACGUACUGUGCGCGACGAAAGCGGAAUUUCACAUGAUCCGAUGGUCAACUUCAAGGAAUCUGUGUUUACCAUGUUUAUGAUUGCCACUGGCUUACAGGCUGGCCAGACCGGUUUGUUUGCAAUCAACCACCCGAAGCGAGGUGGUAUUCACAUGCUUGUUUUCGUCUCCGCCAUCCGGAUUGAUGGCGAUGCUGCAUCUGUUGUUAUUGAUGCAGCUAUUAUCCCGUUCACGAUGGAACUUAUUACGUCGGGCCGGAUGGAAUCCUUCCUUCUUAUUCUCCGGGAACUUGAAUGUGGCAGUAUCGAUGUAGAUGAUGCAGAAUUAUGCCUUUGGAAGAAGGCUCUCCCAUCUAUGGUUGAGCGGUGCCGUACCUGGUCUCACAGCAGGAGUUGCGAGUAUAAGAGUAAGGGGGCGACUAUUCCACUGAGUCUCAAAGAUGGUGAACAGGUUCUGUGCUCGUGUGGUAACGGGCUCCUACCAGAAAACUUCGUGUCUCUCCCUGAGUGGGAAAACGCAGCGCCGAAUGCAGUCCGUAUUGCAAUCAGCCCGACUUAUGCAAUUCCGUUCAACGAAGAAGUCAUUGACCCUGCUGAUGUUCCCAAGAUGCGGAACCCAGUGACUCGGGUAGAAAGAUGUCGAAGCUGUGGAAAACCAGAGGACCAGGAGGGAGUUACUUUGAAGAAGUGUUCACGUUGUCAAAGGGUGAAAUAUUGCUCCGGGGAGUCCCAUCCGCUAUUGCCUGUGACCAGCUGGUGCAAGCUUGUGCGAUUACGAAAUCGCGAAACCUCGUACACCAGCACCGCUUUUUCAAGCCUCGAUCUAUUUGAUCUCGACAUAGCCUUCGUGCCCACUGAGAUCUACAAUCAUGUCGGCAGCACAACUCCUCAACCCCAAGGCCGAGUCCCGACCAAAGUGGCCUUGCCUUGCAACCUGCUAACCCGCUUGUCGCAGAGGAGGGGCGAAGCUCUGAAGGUUAACAUUAGCGCUGGUGAAGGCCUACAGGAUGUUUUGAAGUCCAAUCUGGGCCCUCUGGGCACCAUUAAGAUGCUUGUUGACGGUGCGGGACAGAUCAAGCUGACCAAGGAUGGAAACGUUCUCCUCCGAGAGAUGCAAAUACAAAACCCUACCGCCGUUAUGAUUGCUCGAGCAGCGACCGCUCAGGACGAUAUUUGCGGUGACGGAACCACCUCUGUGGUUAUGUUGGUUGGCGAGCUUCUCAAGCAGGCAGACCGAUAUAUCUCUGAAGGACUGCAUCCUCGUAUCAUCACUGAUGGUUUCGAGGUUGCCAAGGUUGAGGCCCUUAAGUUCCUCGACUCUUUCAAACUCGCCAAGGAAGUUGACCGAGAACUCCUCCUCAAUGUCGCCCGAACCUCGCUCGCCACCAAGCUCAACUCGACUUUGGCCGCCAAGCUUACACCCGAUAUUGUCGACGCCGUUCUUGCUAUUUACCAGGCUCCCGCGAAGCCCGAUUUGCACAUGGUGGAGAUUAUGAAGAUGCAGCACCGAACAGCCGCCGACACUCGGCUGAUUCGUGGACUGGCCCUUGAUCACGGUGCUCGUCACCCCGAUAUGCCUAAGCGACUCGAGAACUGCUACAUUCUCACCCUCAACGUCAGCCUGGAGUAUGAGAAGACUGAGAUUAACUCCAGCUUCUUCUACUCUAGCGCUGAGCAGCGUGAUAAACUUGUUGAGAGUGAGCGUCGAUUCGUCGAUGCCAAGCUCAAGAAAAUUGUCGAGCUCAAGAAGGAGCUUUGCGGUAACGACGGUACAAAGAACUUUGUUGUUAUCAACCAGAAGGGUAUCGAUCCUCUUUCUCUUGAUGUUCUUGCCAAGAACAAUAUUCUUGCUCUCCGACGGGCCAAGCGAAGGAACAUGGAGCGUCUUCAGCUUGUUUGCGGUGGUGUUGCUCAAAACAGCGUUGACGACUUGUCUGAGGAUGUUCUGGGUUGGGCUGGCCUUGUCUACGAGCAGACGCUCGGCGAGGAGAAGUUCACCUUUGUUGAGGAGGUCAAAGACCCUAAGUCUGUUACUCUGAUGAUUAAGGGACCUAACGCCCACACCAUUGCUCAAGUGACAGAUGCUGUCCGAGAUGGUCUGCGAAGUGUUUACAACAUGAUUGUCGACAAAUCUGUUGUUCCUGGUGCUGGUGCUUUCCAGGUUGCCUGUGCUUCUCACCUCAAGAGUGAUGCCUUUGGCAAGUCCGUCAAGGGCAAGGCCAAGUGGGGUGUUGAGGCAUUCGCUGAUGCCCUUCUUAUUAUUCCCAAGACUCUGGCUGCCAACGCCGGUCUUGACAUCCAGGAUGCUCUUGCGGACUUGCAGGAUGAGUAUGCUGACGGCAACGUCGUUGGCCUUAACCUCGAAACCGGUGAACCUAUGGACCCUGAGCUGGAGGGUGUCUUUGACUCUUACCGAGUUCUGCGAAAUUGCAUCGCCUCCAGCUCCAGUAUCGCAUCUAACCUGCUUCUAUGUGACGAGUUGUUGAAGGCUCGACAGAUGGGUAGAGCAGGCGGACCUGGGCCCGGCAUGGAUGGACCUAAUGAUCACAUGUAG
Molecule: messenger RNA, 5400 nt
Organism: Fusarium oxysporum Fo47
Lineage: Eukaryota; Fungi; Ascomycota; Sordariomycetes; Hypocreales; Nectriaceae
Product: chaperonin-containing T-complex subunit CCT6 domain-containing protein
Exons: 8
Coding region: 1-5400 (1799 amino acids)
Biological process (GO): protein folding
Cellular component (GO): chaperonin-containing T-complex
Molecular function (GO): ATP-dependent protein folding chaperone; ATP binding; ATP hydrolysis activity
Source: RefSeq, a predicted model, not a curated record